AUGAACUUAAAAGAAACCGUCCUUGUUGAAUUAGGGAAACCAGAUGUUGUUGUUGUUUCCAUAAACGGUGACGGUUUUGAGAAGAAAUUUGAUGCUACGCUUCCCAGAAAUUGGGGAAUUCAUGUUGUGCCGCACCGACAAGCCUACAUCGUUGAGAGAUUUGGGAAAUAUGUGAAGACGUUAACUCGUGGUGUCCAUGUAUCUAUUCCAUUCAUCGAUCGGGUUGCGCACGUUCAUUCUUUGAAACUAGAGGCCAUCCCGUUCCGCAGCAAGCAAGCAGUUACCAAGGACAACACUGACGUUUAUGUGGACUGCCGUCUUUACGUGAAGGUCGUUGACCCCAAGCUGGCAUCAUAUGCAGUUGAGGGAGCAAUUCCCUCCUUGAUUCAACUUGUGAGAGCUAUGGUGCAUGAUGAGCUUGGAAAGAUCACCUUGCGCCAACUUUUCCGCGGGAAACACACUAUCAGCAAGAAUAUUGUGAUUGAUUUAAAUGAAGCCGUUAAGAACUGGGGCCUGCAUUGUCCCACUUUCGAAAUAGAGGAAGUUAACAUAGCAAAGGCCGACAAGACAGAUUUGUAUAAGCAGGAAUAUUAUGAAGAGUUAAAGAGGAGACUUCGGAUUCUUGAGACUGAAGGAGAAGUACAUACCGUUGCUCUUCUCGCCAAAUAUAAAGAGGAAGGUAUUCAAAUGGUGGCAAACACUUUCAAACGCCUGAUGGAGGUUGCGUUGAAGAUGGCAAAGGGAGACAAUGCAAAGGAGGGUGUCCUUGCUGGUGGGUCAAUUAUGAAGAAGUAG
Messenger RNA from Oldenlandia corymbosa var. corymbosa, 795 nucleotides. The record is from the annotation of a GenBank genome assembly. Lineage: Eukaryota; Viridiplantae; Streptophyta; Magnoliopsida; Gentianales; Rubiaceae.